Messenger RNA from Syngnathoides biaculeatus (alligator pipefish), 5326 nucleotides. Its product is annotated as contactin-associated protein-like 4. The transcript has 24 exons. NCBI's taxonomy places the organism in Eukaryota, Metazoa, Chordata, Actinopteri, Syngnathiformes, Syngnathidae. The record is from RefSeq and is a predicted model, not a curated record. The coding region runs from base 1 to 3963 and encodes 1320 amino acids.
AUGGAUGCCCCUCGAAGCAAAACCGUGUGGAUUUGUUUCCUUGCGCUCUCGCUCCUGUUGUACAGAACUCCAGCUGAAGACUCGUGCGACAGCGCUCUGGUGUCCAACCUGCCGCCUUCGGCCUUCAGAAGCUCCUCCCAGCUCUCGGAUAGUCACGCUCCAGUCUUUGCCAAGCUCAACAGACGAGAUGGAGCAGGAGGUUGGUCUCCGUUGACCUCCGACUCAUCUCAGUGGUUGGAGGUUGACCUCGGGGAACGGACCACCAUCACGGCGGUGUCCACGCAGGGACGCUACGGCAGCUCUGAUUGGCUGACCUCUUACAUGCUCAUGUUCAGUGACACCGGUCACAACUGGAGGCAGCACCGGCUGGAGGACAGCAUCGGUUCUUUUUCAGGUAACAUCAACGCGGACAGUGUGGUCCAGCACAAGCUGCAGCGGUCGGCCAUCGCUCGCUUCCUGCGUCUGCUUCCCGUGGGUCGGAACCCCGAUGGACGCAUCGGACUGCGGCUGGAGGUCUACGGCUGCCCUUACACUUCUGACGUGAUGUCGUUGGAUGGCGAGGGCAGCAUUGUGGCGUACUGGUGGAGCGGCGUGUCAAGGAGCUCAUCCAGUGAAGAGGAGAAGGAUAAUGAGGAGGGGGUCUCGCUGAAGUUCAAGAGCCUGAAGAAUUGUGGUACGCUGCUGCAUGCUAAAGGAGCCUCGGGACUCGGACUCAGUGUGGAGCUGAAGGCGGGAAAAGUCAUCAUGGUGACCACAGGAGAACAGCAACAAGCAUGGACUUCCAGUCCCAGGCGUCUAUAUGUGGCUUCGUUGGGCAGCCUCUUGGAUGACCAACAGUGGCACCUGCUGGCUAUAGAAUGUCACGCUGGUCGGUGCAACCUCACCGUGGACCAGCACAGGGAGACAGUGGACCUGCCGCCUAGUUUCCACCACUGGCGCAUUCAGCAGCUGAACGUGGGCGGACUUCCCGGUAUUCCCGACAGUUGGUUCCGAGGCUGCCUUGAGAAUUUGGCGUACAACCAGCAUAACCUGAUCGCGAUGGCCAGACGUGGCGACCGCCGAGCCACUGUGAUGGGCAAUGUCACCUUCACGUGUGCCCAGCAGACUCUGGCUGUGGCUGCCACCUUCCCCGGGCCCCAAGGCUUCCUCCAGUUGCCAGGAGCAAGGGUGGCAGACUCGGCACCCGCUGCAGGAGUGUCCGUGGGGUUUCAGUUCCGCACGUGGAACCGGGAGGGCCUCCUGUUCACCUUCCAGCUUCCUCGGCUGGGUGUCGUCAUCUGGGUGUACCUGAGCGACAGCCGGCUCAGGCUGCGGGUACAGAAGGCUGGCAAGGUGGUGCUGGAGCUCAAGGCAGGUUCUGGUCUGGACGACGGUCAGUGGCAUUCGGUGGAUUUGAAGUCCAGACAAGGACACCUGAGCGUCAGCGUGGACAAAGAUGACACGGCUCAAUCCAGCCCUUCCUUCACCGUCGCGAUGGAGAAGGACCUCUUCUUCGGUGGAUGUCCUGUGGAGGAUGAGAGGAGGGAGGACUGCAGGAACCCUUUUACCGCUUUCCAGGGUUGCCUCCGCCAACUGACUGUGGACCAGCAACAAGUAGACCUCAUCUUGGUGCAGCAAAGGAUGCUGGGAAACUACAGUGGCCUCCUGAUUGACACCUGUGGGAUCAUUGACAGGUGUUCUCCGAGUCGCUGCGAGCACGGCGGGCGCUGCACUCAAUCCUGGACGCACUUCCACUGCAACUGCAGCGACAGCGGCUAUGGUGGCGCCACCUGCCACAGCUCGGUGUAUGAACAAUCCUGCGAGGCAUACAAACACAAUGGCAACACAUCGGGAUAUUUCUAUAUUGACGUGGAUGGCAGCGGACCCAUCAAACCUCAACUGGUUUACUGCAACAUGACAGAGGAGAACACCUGGAUGGAGAUCCGACACAACAACACCGAGCUGACCACAGUGAAUCCAUCAAGCGGUGACCAUCAGUACCUGGUUCAGCUGGACUAUUCUGCCAGCGAGGAGCAGCUGUUGGCCGUUAUCAGCCAAUCAGAUCACUGCGAACAGGAAAUGGCCUACCAUUGCAGGAAGUCCCGCCUCCUCGACACUCCGGAUGGGUCCCCCUUGAGCUGGUGGAUCGGCGGCGCUGUCCCGGGUGGACGUCAGAAUUAUUGGGCCGGAGCUCAGCCGGGCAGCCGGCAGUGUGCUUGCGGCCUGCAGGGAGACUGCUUGGAUCCCAAACGCUACUGCAACUGCGAUGCUGACAGCGCAGAAUGGGCUGAGGACACAGGCCUGCUGAUCCACAAGGAGAGCCUCCCUGUUCGCUCCCUGAUACUAGGCGACGUGAGGCGGACCGGCUCAGAGGCUGCCUACCGGGUGGGGCCACUGCGUUGCCAUGGCGACAAGAAUUUCUGGAACGCAGCCUUCUUUGCCACAGAGACGUCCUACCUCCACUUCCCGACGUUCCACAGCAAACUGAGUGCCGACAUCUCCUUCCUGUUCAAGACCGGUGCUCCCUCCGGGGUCUUCUUGGAGAACCUGGGCAUCAGGGACUUCAUACGCAUUGAGCUUAGCUCUCCCACCCGCGUUCUGUUCUCCUUCGAUGUGGGUAACGGUCCUCUGGAGGUUGACGUGAACUCCAGCUCCCCGCUGAACGACGAGCGCUGGCAUCGGGUUCGCGUGGAGCGCAACGUGAAAGAAGCCACCCUGCGUUUGGACGCCAUGCCCACUGCGAGUCGCCAGGCGCCCACUAAUGGACACGUCCACCUGCAGCUCAACAGCCAGCUCUUCAUUGGGGGUACAGCAUCUCGCCAGAAAGGUUUUCGCGGUUGCAUCCGCUCCCUGCAACUCAACGGCGCCACCCUAGACCUGGAGGAGAGGGCACGCAUCACACCCGGCGUCCGACCUGGCUGCCCGGGUCACUGCGAUACCUACGGAGUGCUAUGCCAGAACCACGGUCGCUGCAUGGAGAGGGACAACGGGUUCCACUGCGACUGCAAUGAGUCGGCUUACGACGGAGUCUUCUGUCAGACAGAUGUGUCGGCCAUCUUCAAGCCGACAACAUCCAUCCGCUACGCCUUCCAGAUGGAAGCCACCGAGCGGAGCGGCGGCAACGCCAUUGCGAAGCCACCCUCGUCUUCCUCCAUCUUGUCCGACGUGAGCCUGAGAGCUGAGAAUGUGUCGCUGAGCUUCCAAACCAGCCGGAGUCCUGCACUGCUGCUCUAUGUAUCUUCGUACCAACGAGAGUACCUGGCACUGCUCAUCAACAAGCAUGAUAAGCUGGAAGUCCGCUACAAGCUCCACAGCAGCAAGGAAGCUGAAGUGUUGAGGAGUCAAGCCAAGGGUUUGGCUGACGGUCGUUUGCAUACGGUGGUCGUCAGUAGAGUGAUGGAUGCUGUGUCUCUGCAGGUUGACCAAAGUACCGGAGAAGUCUUCAACUUGUCAUCAGAUGGCGAAUUCGGCGGCAUCAGGUCACUUUUGCUGGGCAAAGUGCAAGAGUCCGACGAUGUGGAUCCUGAUCUAGCGAGCUUGUCCACACUGGGAUUCAGUGGCUGUCUGGCGGGGGUUCGCUUCAAUUCCAUCAGCCCCCUCAAGGAGGCGCUGCUCCGGCCGCACGAUGGAGGAGUGGACGUGAUCGGGCCGCUGGUGCGCUCUAACUGUGGCUCACCUGGGGCGUCCAAUGGCGACAUCACGCACAACACGCCACACCUGUCAGACCCGUCCGGUUCUGGCCAGCCUUUAGUCAAUGCCAUGCGGACAGACUCUGCACUCAUUGGAGGCUUGAUCGCGGUGAUUAUCUUCGUGACGUUGGCCGGCCUGGCUGUGGUCGCCAAAUUCGUGUACCGGCGGAAGGAAACAUACCAGAACCAGGAAGUGAAAGGCAGCCAGCAGGAUGCAAGCCAAGACUUAGCCUUCGAAUGCCAGACGGACUCCCACAAUGCUUUGGGGCAGAGCCCAAAGGAGUAUUUCAUCUGAGAGCGAGGGAAGCCCGUCGGAUGUGCUUGGUCACACGUAUAAAUAGUUGUACAUGUGUAAAUAUUCAACAAUGUCAACAGUGGCUGUGUGUCUUUGUACAAUUUUCUGGACAAUUUUGAAAUGAUCUUUCAGUUUUUCAAAUGGAGAAUGCUGACAAAACAUCACGAGCCAGAAGAGUCCAGCAUGUCCACAAGUUACAUGGGUAUCGCAGGGUUAAGGUACGUGCCAAAGCGACCGCUUGCAGGUUGGGUUAGGUUCGGUUCGGCCAUUUUAAGGCCAUUUUAAAGCCAUUUUAGUCAAUCAAACCCGAAAAAAGUCGCAUGGAAAACGUAGAAAUGGAUGAAGGAUCUGGAUAAAGGUGCGCAAGUAGAAAUGUAUUUUCUCGAUUAUGGUGAUGAAUAGCAACGAUACCGCUAGAAAAAAAAUGCCAACGCUUUAAUAAAAUGCACAUUUCAGCCUGGGGGUGUCCGCGAUUAGUCUUAAAUGUGAGCUUUUUCACAAAACUUAUUUUUGCUCGAGAUCAAAUGUCAGAUCGUGUCAUCUGUGGAAAAGAGAAUCUGUAUAAAGCCCCACGUAUACAAAUGUACAAUAACAAUACGAUGCAGUAUUGUAUAAGCAUUUAUUUUUACUCUUGGUGAGUUUUCUCACUUCAAAUUUUUCUUUUAAACUGCUACCAAAUGUCAGCUCAUGUUGUACUCUGUGUGGAAAAGACAAUCACAGCCAUGUUGUGUGGGAGAAAAUGCGAUUUUCACAUAUCAGCUGGUAGUGAAUUAAAAUCAGUUGACCCAAAUCCAACACGGAAUGUGAUCUUUACAAAACAGUAAAAAAAAAAAAAAAAAAAAAAAAAACGCAUCAAGCCACCUUUCAAACACCACCUUCAGUUUUUGAACAAUUGUCCGUUGGCUUUAUGUCAGGAUCUCAAUGAAGGUGCACAUACAGAAAUUGAUUUGAUCCUUGAGUCCACAAAAUAGAAAGUGCUGAGAACAGAAAAUUAAAAAAAAAAAAUAUUCGGGGUUUAUAUGCUAUUAUUUUAUGAAACAGGGGAGUUUUUUUUCAAAAACCUUCUUGUGAGUGAAAUCCAAAUGAAAUGAGUGAAAAACAGCAGUGGCAUCAAAGAAAGAUCAAAUUACGAUCCGAAUGCUGCGUUGCAGUCGUCACCAACACUGACAUCUAGAGGGGUGGCAGAAUCAUUUGUAUUUUUGUAUUAGUAUGUAUUAAAGUGUGCAUACAGGAACGUAUUCGAGGUGUUCAAACACAAAAGCCGACAACUGCCGUGGAGACAAAAACACAGCCACGCCUUCAAGCAGACUCUUUCUCAUGGCAUUGUUCUAUGUUGUAUUUCUUCACACUGCAAAACCAGACG